Molecule: messenger RNA, 1159 nt
Organism: Nicotiana tabacum (common tobacco)
Lineage: Eukaryota; Viridiplantae; Streptophyta; Magnoliopsida; Solanales; Solanaceae
Product: carbonic anhydrase 2
Biological process (GO): carbon utilization
Molecular function (GO): carbonate dehydratase activity; zinc ion binding
Source: RefSeq, a predicted model, not a curated record
AUCUAACCAUGGUUAAAUCCCCAUAUUCUAUAAAUGCGCCCGACACUGUCCUUUUAAGACACAAAGAACGUUUACUGCUAAAAGAAGCCAUCACAUUUCUCCUUCAUCCCCCUCCUUCAAUAUGACUUUAUUCUCCACAAAUCCACGUGAGGUUACGAAAAUGGCAGAGGAUUCCUAUGAAGACGCCAUUGCAGGACUGAAAAAGCUCCUCAGUGAGAAGAAUGAGCUGGAAGAUGCAGCGGUGGCGAAGAUACGGCAGUUGACGGCGGAGUUGGAAGGUGCCGGCGGGAAAAAGUCUGACCCGGAUGAGAAGAUCCGAACCGGAUUCGCCCACUUCAAGGCGGAGAAAUAUGAGAAAAAUCCUGAGUUGUUUGGACAGCUUGCAAAAGGUCAAAGUCCUAAGUUCUUGGUAUUCGCCUGCUCUGAUUCCCGAGUAUGCCCAUCCCAUAUCCUCAAUUUCCAGCCAGGGGAAGCUUUUGUGGUCCGUAAUAUUGCAAACAUGGUCCCUCCUUUUGAUCAGACAAAAUAUUCUGGAGUGGGUGCAGCAGUCGAAUAUGCAGUUGUCCACCUAAAGGUGGAGAAUAUUUUGGUGAUUGGACACAGCUGUUGUGGAGGUAUUAAAGGGCUAAUGUCUAUCCCUGAUGAUGGGUCCACAAACAGUGAUUUCAUUGAAGAAUGGGUCAAAAUCUGUCUGCCGGCCAAAGCAAAGGUAAAGGCAGAAUGCUGCCAUUUGGAUCCCACUGAACAAUGCACAAAAUUAGAGAAGGAGGCAGUGAAUGUAUCACUAGGCAACUUAUUGACAUAUCCAUUUGUAAGAGAAGCUGUGGUGCAGAAAAGCCUUGCACUGAAAGGUGGACACUACGAUUUUGUGAAUGGAUCUUUUGAGCUCUGGAAUAUUGACUUCAAUCUUACCCCUUCUGUUUCACUCUAAACCGUUGCAAAACUGUAACUUGACAUGUAACCAAUGCAAAUCCGUUUCAAAUUUUUCUUCACUUUGCAUUUUGAUGUAAAUUAAAUGUAUUACUGAACAAUGUGUGUCACACAAAUAAUAUUAACCGGCUGUUUGAGCUUUGGGCUUAUCUUAAGGUUUUGUUUUCGGUGAGCCAAAGUUUUACAGACCAGUUAUACUAUGUCGAAUAUAAGAUCUUUUAUCCAUAAA